CUGACGGCGGACUUGUACGCACCUGCUGUACCAUCAGAACAUAUCUCUAUCAACCAAGGAAGCCGCUCAAUCGUCAAGAGUAGAUGGUCGCCAGUCGUAAUCUCUGAGACGGAUUACACGACAAUGGCUGCCGAAUUGGCGUUCUACAAAGAACGUUAUAAGGAAGCUGAGCACGAAUGUCGAGUCAUGAAGAAUCAGAGGCGACAGAUCGAGAGUGUGAACGAAACACCAAAAGACAUAACAAAGAUUCUCAAUCAGAACACACGACAAAUCAACAAUCUGAAACAACGCCUCGAGGAUCGGACAAAUUUGGAACGAUAUCUCUUUAUCAGCAAUACCCAGUGUGCUAUGUCGACUUCACAACGACUUCUUACACAAUUUCAGAUGCUGAAAGAUCAGCUCCCUACGGUCCUUGUGAUGGAUGGUGCAUACGAACCGCCAGUUGGGGACCUCAAAGGCACCUCUGCCGAUUUGGAUGAUUUGCUGUCCACCGUUUUCGGCAGAGACGCCUUGUACAACCCAGACGACAUGCCAGGCACUUUCCCGGCAUUGACCUCCUAUGAACUCAUACAAGCCCUUACUGGAGCUUCGUUGCAUGAGUGGAUCUUCGGAAGUGAAUAUCGAACGUAUGCGAUGGGAGUCACACCGCUUCUACAAGAAUACCGCAAAUUCGUUGCUACUUUAUGUGAUCACGAAAGUCUCUGCAAUCUGGAUAUUGCGGUGCAUCAGUCCAUCAUCGAGGAUGACAGCUUCAAGGAUGUAAUAGUUCCCAAGAUGAGCGAAAUGUUCACGAGCCGUCUGGUGAAUGCACUUGAGCCUCUCUUCGACAAGGACUCAAGACGCAAUGCAAUUCAAAAGCUGAGACCUUCACUAUACUCCAUAUUGCAUCUAGCAAUACAAAUUCGUUCGGAGACUUUGGUCAGCACGGAUUGUUAUCAGCUUAUAUGGCCUUCAGUUGGCUCGUCAUUUAACAAAAAGGAGAUGGAAACAAAAGGUACGGAAUCAAUAGCCGUUGCAGGUGUAGUCAGGCUGCCCCUUUGUCCAGGCAUACGGGCAUACACUAAGGAAAAGGCGCUGGUUGAUUACGGCGGUCUCAUGAGAGGCGACGUGUCUCGCAUGGGACCAAAGUACGUGAUGAAAGCCUUGGUCCUACGCUAAAACAGAUGCUAGUGAAUUAUUCAACUAUCAACUCCUAUGAAUGACAUCUCUUACAGCUUUCGACUCCACAGUGUCUGCGGUUACGCAAGGAUCAACGCCACGUGUACGCAGGAUGCUACGCAGUU
Messenger RNA from Macroventuria anomochaeta, 1283 nucleotides. RefSeq lists its product as uncharacterized. The record is from RefSeq and is a predicted model, not a curated record. Lineage: Eukaryota; Fungi; Ascomycota; Dothideomycetes; Pleosporales; Didymellaceae. The transcript is spliced from 3 exons. The coding region runs from base 124 to 1158 and encodes 344 amino acids.